Molecule: messenger RNA, 2075 nt
Organism: Pistacia vera
Lineage: Eukaryota; Viridiplantae; Streptophyta; Magnoliopsida; Sapindales; Anacardiaceae
Product: probable WRKY transcription factor 14
Exons: 3
Coding region: 264-1646 (460 amino acids)
Biological process (GO): regulation of DNA-templated transcription
Cellular component (GO): nucleus
Molecular function (GO): transcription cis-regulatory region binding; DNA-binding transcription factor activity
Source: RefSeq, a predicted model, not a curated record
UGUCUCUCUAUCUCUCUCUUUCUCUUCAAAGAAUCCAUUUUUCUUUUGUUUCAUCCUUCAAAACUCAAAACCCUGUUUGUUUUUUGGCUCCUCAGAAACAAUUUAAUUGGAAAUUUUCUGCAUGUUUUGAUAUUUUCUUCAUACGUUUAAGGUUUUCACCAUAGCUGAUUAAGCUAGGUUUAGUAAAUAUUAAAUGAAACCCUUAGUUUUGGUUUUAGUUUUGAUUUCUCCGGUUUGCUCCUCCUGGUUGUUGCAUUAGUAGUAUGCGCAGUUUCUUUGGCCUUCCAAUGGAGAAUUACCAAGGCGAUUUAACCGAUAUUCUUCGAGCAAGCUCAGGUAAUUCAUCGUCUGAUAUUAAUAGUAACGUUAACAAUAAUAACAAUAAUCCUCCUGCUGCUGCUGCUUCUUCUUCAACCUGGCAAUUUCCGUCUUCCGAUGCGUUGAAUUUUUCUUUGACUUCGGACAAUCAUAGAGAUUCUUCUUCCUUCGGUGAUCCGUUCUCCUCCAUUCGAGAUCCGCUCCUCCAUGAGCUCAACAUGGCGGGUUCCUGCUAUUACAGCGCUCCGAAUUCAGUUGAAAUGAUGUCAACAACUAGCAGUACUAUUGUUGAUGAAAGUGGUACUACUUCUUCAGCCAGCUAUCCUCGUCAUCAAAGGGUUUUUGAAGAUGAAUUGAAGACGCCUUGCAACGUUUUUUCACGGAUUCAGAUCUCACAAAGUCCCAAGCAGCUGCCGGUUUUGCCAUGUGAUUCACCAGUUCUCGCCGCUGCUGCUGCCACGCCGAGGGGAACUAAGGCGCCUGCUAUGCUUCCAAGUGACAUGAUUAAUGCAACCAGCUCAAAAAGUUGUUUACUUGAUAACACUACUGGACCUUUGCAGAUCUCAUCCCCGAGGAAUCUGGGCAUCAAAAGAAGAAAGAGCCAGGCAAAGAAGGUGGUUUGUAUUCCGGCGCCGGCAGCGGCAAAUAGCAGGUCAAGUGGAGAGGUGGUUCCUUCUGAUCUCUGGGCAUGGAGAAAAUAUGGACAAAAACCCAUCAAAGGUUCACCUUAUCCAAGGGGCUAUUACAGAUGCAGUAGCUCGAAGGGAUGUUCAGCGAGGAAACAAGUUGAGAGGAGCCGAACGGAUCCGAAUAUGUUGGUGAUUACCUACACUUCCGAGCACAAUCAUCCAUGGCCGACACAGAGAAAUGCGCUAGCCGGCUCAACAAGGUCUCAGCCAUCUAAAAACAACGCGGCGAAGAGCUCCGGCUCUCAGCCUCAGAAUUCAACAAACAACACAAAGGAAGAAGCGAAGGAGAAUAGUAAUGACGAUACGCUGUCGCCAGUAGUUGGAGCUAGCUCAAGCGCUUCAGUUAAAGAGGAGGUGGAGGAAAUGGAGAAGCCAUUUGAGAUGGAUCAAAAUGGUGAAUUCAGUGAAGGGUUUUCUCAGAUAUACAAACCGGCAUUGCCAGAUCAGUCGAACCAAUCUCAUGAAGAUUUCUUCGCCGAUUUGGGAGAGAUAGAAGCCGACCCUCUAAACCUCUUAUUUAGCCAUGGAUUCAGUGGAGAUGUACAUAAAGAAAACAAGGGUUUGGAUCCAUUUAAUCUCUUUGAUUGGUCAGGAGACAACAACAACACUUCAUUUGGAGAAUCCAAGAGGGGUUUAUAACAAGACCUUGAAGUCAAACAACAAAGAAAUUAAAAGACUAUUUUUAUGUAAGUUCAUGUGGUGCAAAAUUUCAUUCGAGGUCCUGUUAUAAACCUUUAGCUUGUCAUUCUGGUUUGAAUUUCAGAAUUUUUUUUCCCCUUUUCUACUUUUUUUUCUUGUUAUUUACCAGAACAAACAGUCAGAAGAUUAGAAAAAACAAAGAUGGUAAAAAAGAUAGAGAGUGCUGGUUGAUUGGGAGCAGAGGCAAUGAGUCCCACAUUCCUUUUGGAAUAUUAGUGGAUGAGACAGAAAGCUGAGAAACAGAAGGUUUCCACAGUUAAAAAAAGUACAUCCAUCAGACAUGACUCGAUAGCUCAGUGAGCAGAUUCAUUUUCGAUGGGAUGGGACUUGCCUUUCCUCUUCCUUUUUCCAUCAAGUGGAACUCAUUAU